Messenger RNA from Anopheles bellator, 2316 nucleotides. RefSeq lists its product as uncharacterized. NCBI's taxonomy places the organism in Eukaryota, Metazoa, Arthropoda, Insecta, Diptera, Culicidae. The transcript has 3 exons. The record is from RefSeq and is a predicted model, not a curated record. Bases 1 to 2316 code for a protein of 771 amino acids.
AUGGCGAUGACACGGCAACUGCUGCUCGGUGGUGUUGGUGGCGAUCGGUGCCGCCGCCAUUGUCCAUCGUUCUCGCACUGGGUGCUGCUCGGGGCACUGUUCGCUCAGCUGGCGACGAGUGCACCGGCCGAAACCGGCCAGCAGCCAGCGAUUCCGGGAGUGAACUUAAUACACGGUGCGCCAGACCAUCUGCAAGAGCGAGAGCGACGCAUCAUCGGCCAGCGAAUGGAAGCGCUCGAGCCGCACUUCAUCGGCCGGGAACUGGCCAUCCCGGUGGCGUACCUCCAGUGCAUCGACGGUGACGGGCCGUCGCCCGCCGAGGACGACCUAUUGGCGCUGGCACUGGAUUCGUUUACCGGACCGGGUAGGCCACGUGUAGUGGUACGGGUUGCAGCAGGAAGCGGCAUGGCAGCGAGGGCCGCACUGGGCCAGGCAUUGAGUCCGUACGGUAGCGGCGACGUCGACUUGUCACUGGUGCUACUGGUCUCGGGAUUGGCCCCGCAUCAGCGUGCGAUGGUGCAGCAGGUAGGGUUGGAGUUCCCGCUGGCGGCGAAGCUAGUGCUACUCGGACCUGGCGGUCCGGACCCGCGGUGCCCGGACGAGACCGAGCUGCAGUCCGUGCACGAUCUACUCAGCGCUCUGUGGCGCACGGGGCAGGUGACGCACCUGGCCUUCGCCUGGUACCAGUGUCCGGCGGGAGAGGCACCUCUGGUGGCGCUGUACGACCCAUUCGCUCACCCUGGCACGCACGACUCGAGUCGCUGGUGGGGUGCAUUCCGACUGAUGAAGGAGCGUGAACCAGUGAACGGAGCCAACGGUGGUCAACACCUCAAUCUGAACCGUAUGCCCGUCGAUAUCCUGGGGUUCGACGCGGCGAUGGCCUACCGGCGGAGUGACAUCGAGAUGAUGCCGAGGACCUUUCCGCCUGUUCGGUGUACCGGUGGUGGCAGUGACCCGUCGGACACCGAGGGCUGUGGCGGCGAUAGUUCCCCGUAUCAGGACACCCUGUUCGGGGCGGAUGUGGACGCGCUGCGUGAACUGGCUCACCGGAUGAAUUUUAGCGCCCGCGUCCGCUACGAAGCCGGUAACUUCGGGUUCCGCACGGCGAACGGCACCUUCACCGGGGUGCUGGGUGGCCUGUUGGCCCGCCGAUCCUGGUUGUCCAUGAACGUGUACUUCCUGAAGGACUACGAGACGCGCGAUCUCCUGUUCAGUGCCGCCGUCUACCAGGACAGCCUGUGCGUGUUUGUGCAGGCGGCUGGCAUGCUGCCCAACUGGCUGCUAAUAUUUCGCUGUUUUUCACCGACGCUCUGGAUCAGUGCGUGUGGCACGGUGGUGAUCGUGACCGUGUGCUACAUCGCGCUCAGCGGACUCGUCGCCCGUCCGUCGGCAGAUCCCGACCGCUUGCCAGCGGUCCUGAUGGGCCAGAUCGUGAGCGCAAUGCUGAACGCACCCGUCGCGCGGCUCGAGGCUACGACGGGCCAUCAAAAGAUGUACAUCGCAUGCGGACUCAUCUGGGGUCUCACGCUGACCGGUGCGUUUCAAGGUUCGCUGGUCAACGUCUACACGACACCCCGCUCGAUGCGCAACCUGGACACGCUGGACGAGCUGGACGCGAGCGGGCUCUCGAUCACGGUCACCGCACCGGCCCUCAUCGUGGACGUGUUCGGAACGGAGCGGCCGGGACAGAACACGCUCGGCAACCUGAAGGCGCGCCUCGUGAUCCAGCACGACCCGACCGCGCAGCAGGUUGGGAGAGCGGUCGUGGCGGGCCGCACGGCUGGCCUGAUCCGCAACCAAGACUUUGGGCGGCUGCUAACCAAGCACCUGAUCGCUGACGGCACGUCGCAGGUGCACCGGCUGCAAGAGUGUCCGCGCAGCUACACCCUCGCCUAUCUGUACCCACGCGGAUCGCCCCUGUACCGGGUGGCCAACGGCCAUUUGCUGCGGUUCCUGCAGCACGGCCUGUACGCCAAGUGGCAAUCCGAUGCGGCCCACGUGCUGGCCAUGAAUCACGCCCUCAAGGUACGCCAGCUGCGCGCCCGCCAGCUGGCCGCCCAUCUACUGGACCAGGGCGAAGGCCGGAUGGCACUGCGCCUCGACCAUCUGUUGCUCCCGUUCAUGCUACUGUCGGGCGGGCUUGCCAUCGGUACCGUUUGCUUACUCGGGGAGCGCUACUUCCUGCCCCAGACUGGCCAUGCCAUGCGUCGAGACUGCAGAGCGCUGUUCCGUAUCGGCCGACAUCGAGUACGGGAUAAACGAUCGAUCGUGCAGAGAACGGUACUCCCAGGAGACAGACUGCAACAUGCAUCGUGA